Ogataea parapolymorpha DL-1 is the source of this 318-nucleotide messenger RNA. RefSeq names its product Mediator of RNA polymerase II transcription subunit 22. NCBI's taxonomy places the organism in Eukaryota, Fungi, Ascomycota, Pichiomycetes, Pichiales, Pichiaceae. The transcript has a single exon. Gene Ontology annotation, biological process: regulation of transcription by RNA polymerase II. The record is from RefSeq and is a predicted model, not a curated record. Gene Ontology annotation, cellular component: mediator complex. The coding region runs from base 1 to 318 and encodes 105 amino acids. Gene Ontology annotation, molecular function: transcription coregulator activity.
AUGUCCCGAAAAUUCACCUCUAUUUUAUCCCGCGUGGAUAACAACGUCGAACUUAUACUGCAAAAGUUCCAUGACAUUGUCGAGCUUUCGUCCAUUCAGGAAAAAUCCCAAGAGACACACGCCAUCGAGGCACUACAAAUUGAGUCGAAUGCGGCCACGAUAGUGCGGCUCACGGAGGAGCUGUUAGCCAUUACACGACAGCUCAAGGAGGCAUGGAUACUGGGACAGGUGCCGGAGUCGGCCGAGUGGCAACAGGACGAGAAGCUUUUGCAGGCAAAGGUCAACCGUCUACUCGACAUUGUUAGCACGGCAAAAUAA